Molecule: messenger RNA, 597 nt
Organism: Pseudogymnoascus destructans
Lineage: Eukaryota; Fungi; Ascomycota; Leotiomycetes; Thelebolales; Thelebolaceae
Exons: 1
Coding region: 1-459 (152 amino acids)
Biological process (GO): mRNA splicing, via spliceosome
Cellular component (GO): U2-type spliceosomal complex; RES complex
Molecular function (GO): RNA binding
Source: RefSeq, a predicted model, not a curated record
AUGAGGAGGGCGGAGGCGAGGAGGGAGGAGGAGGAGAGGGUCAGGAAGGAGAGGAGGGAGAGGGAGGAGAUGGGAGGGGAGAAGCAGAAGGAGGUAAGGGAGAAGAGGAGGGAGGAGCUGGAGGAGGCGAGAUUUAUGCCUGUGGCGAGGGGGGUGGAGGAUGAAGAGUUGAAUAGGGAGUUGAAGGGGAGGUUGAGGUGGGAUGAUCCGGCGAUGGCGUUCUUGACGCAGAAGGAGGAGGGUGGAGGGGGUGGAGGGGGUGGAAGUACGGCUGCUGCGUCGGGGACGGGGAAGAAGACGUAUAAGGGGGCUGCGGCGCCGAAUCGUUAUGGGAUUCGCCCGGGGCAUAGGUGGGAUGGGGUGGAUCGUGGGAAUGGGUGGGAGGGUGAGAGGUUCAGGGCGCUGAAUAGGACGAAGAGGAAUAAGGAGCUGGAUUUUGCAUGGCAGGAGGAUACUUGAAGGAGCUGUUACGUUGCUCUAGUUGGUGGUGGUUGGAAGGGAGACUGUAUUAUAUCCCCGUAGCACGGAAGCUUGAAUACUGAUGAUAUCACUGUGUUGCAUAUUGUAGGAAUUUGGAAAAUGGAUAAGUUAAUGGAU